Messenger RNA from Sugiyamaella lignohabitans, 2217 nucleotides. RefSeq lists its product as uncharacterized. NCBI's taxonomy places the organism in Eukaryota, Fungi, Ascomycota, Dipodascomycetes, Dipodascales, Trichomonascaceae. The transcript has a single exon. The record is from RefSeq and is a predicted model, not a curated record. Gene Ontology annotation, molecular function: protein binding. The coding region runs from base 1 to 2217 and encodes 738 amino acids.
AUGGAUAAUUUCGUACUAAGAGAUUCUGAUAUAGCACUGCCGAUAAGCACCAAUUUGUCUGUGGAUACAUCUUCUGCUACAGAAGAUUCAGAAUUUGCAGCAUCAUUAUUUGCAUCUAGUCAAACCCUUACUGAUGACGAUGAAACACGUAGGGUAGCUGAUUCUGGUGUGACCAUCGAUGAACCAUCGGCUCCAGGCCUUAAAACAAAUUGGGAUUCGACUAGCUUGUAUCGAAUUUACCCAGAGAGAACAGAAAUCACAGCUAAAAAUGGGGAUUCGCUAGAUUCAGAAUCUGGUGAGGAGCUGUCAGAUGCUUUACCAUCUUAUGACCAAGAUUCUUGCGAAAAGCUUGUUAGCACCAUGAAUCACACCCCACGACAUCGUCAAAUAUCGAAUUUUCACGGAAGUCUGUCUACCAAUAGGAAGCAAAUGACGCUUAAUGAAUACCUAUUUGAACAGGCCCUUGGCCAAGGCAUUUGCUCAGAUGUCACUAUAAGAGCAUUUGGAACAGAAUAUAAUUUACACAAAUUGAUUCUUUAUCGUAGCCCCUAUUUUGCCAGUUUAUUUAGUGUCCUAUGGAGCAACGAUAAUAGCAAGGAUCACAAAUUUCAUACGGAAUCCAAUGGAGACUCGACGUCGCGAUCAUUCAAUUCAGUCUUUGAUAUCGAUUUCAGUGCGGAUCCCCAUAUUACGCGAGAAGUAUUUGAGCUUGCACUUGGCUAUUUGUACCGUAACGGUGAGGCCCCUAAAAGUCCAGACAACAUGUUCGGUUUAUUUGCAAUUGCAAGCUUUUUGGAUAUUCCUGACCUCGCUAACGAUUGUUUGGACCAUUUGAUUAGAAACAUCGAUGAGGGAAAUAUAGCUGAAAUGGCAUCGUUUGCAACAUCAUUCGACUAUGGGCCACCGAGUGAAUUAAUCAGUGAAGCGUGCAAGAGCUUUCUUUGUAUAGAGGGCCCAACUGUAUCAGAGGAUAUUUGGCUCAAGAUUCCUAGUGACAUGUUAGUAGAUGUGAUCACAAGCGAUUCCUUUUUUGUUACAUCUGAAUUCGAUCGUUGUGUUUUUCUCAUGGGGCGAUAUAAUCAGAUUUCGAGUUUGUUGAGUAGCCUCGAGUUCAGCGACUUUUCCAGUUCUUUGAAUCAAAAGCUUGUACUUGACGAUGAUAUCAAGAAGGGUGCGGAUGCUGAUGUUCAGGGAACUGAAGAUGUUUCAGCUGACCGGAUUGAGAAUUUGAAACAAACUUUGAUCAGAAUCCAGAAGGGUCUGAAUUUUGGUAUUCACUAUGCCAAUAUUGCCCCUGGCCAAUUAAGAUUCUUGGAAUCAGUUAAAGAUCGUAAGCUGAACCCGCUUAUCGACCGUGCGGUGUUACUAGAAGCACUAUGGACACAGACGAUGCUCCAACAAGAUAUAUGCUCUAAAGGUGCCUUUUAUCCUUCUACAUUAUCUUUCAUAUCGCAGCAUGGCCUAAAUUAUCGUGUGACAGAGGAGAGUGUAAGGACUGACAGAAACCAAAGUCGACUGGAGGCAGAGGCAAACUCUGGACCGACACUUACCGGGUAUCCGCCAUUUCGCUUUGCAGUUGAGUUUCCAAAUGUUGCUGAAAUGCCUGUUUACAAGCGGGUAUAUAGCCAAACGUUUUGGUACGCCGGAUCAUACUGGAAUGUGUACAUUCAAAGAGGACCUCAUAAAAAGGGGGUUUACCAGUUAGGAGUGUAUCUACAUAGAGGUAGACCAGAUAUGGUUCCUGAUAGUUCUCAGGACUAUGUAUCUAGUUCUAUUAGGAGGAAUGAUGGGAGCUUUUCGGUUCAUGGCGAAGACCAAACAUAUGAUGACCUUACGGCUGUGUACAAGGAAAAAUUAUCCCCAGUUGAAAAUCAAAAGGCCUUUGAGCAAUUCAAAUCGAGUCAACCACGGGUUUCUAUGACCCCUUCUAAUGAAUGUUCGGGGAAUAUAUUGCUGAAAGUCGGAAGAGAACUAAAGGAGGUUCGAAAUGCCGUAAAUAUGGAGCCACUGUAUAUUGAUGAGCGUAAGAAGGUAUCGGCAUAUUUCAAAAUUUACACGACUUCCAGAGAAGGAAUGUCAUCACUGUCAUGCUUCUCCUCUUCUCCAGAUACAUUUGAUAUUUCCCAGUCUUGGGGUUGGAAAAGCAAGAGCCUUUAUUCAUCUGCUAUCUUGAGCAAGAAGCCUCUAAAGUUUAUGGUUACUGUGGGAAUUAUUUGA